AUGUGCGAAAAGUCCAUGUCCCAAGGUCACUCAGCGGACCUCACGAACCCCACGAUGCUUUUACAUACGCUCGAGAGCCUCCAGUCAGCGUAUAGGUUCCAAACGAGAUCGUGCGCUGGGGUUCUACAAGCCACAGGGCACAUUGAGACUGACUCGAAGAUGAUCAUGGAAAUCAUGUGGACAAUGCGACACCUUCGCAAGCCGUCGAUGUCCGGUGUGUGCGGCAUUGCUCGAGGGAGACUUCCACGAGCUCGGUUCAGUGGACCAGGAAUGCCUCCACAGAUUGUGUGGAUGGUCAAGCUGAUGCAAUGGUAUUCCGUGCCGGAUCUGCCCCUGCCUUGGGCACCCAAUAGGGACCGUGGCGUUGCCAUUCUACUCAGAUUUAAGUGA
Messenger RNA from Exophiala xenobiotica, 390 nucleotides. RefSeq lists its product as uncharacterized. The record is from RefSeq and is a predicted model, not a curated record. The coding region runs from base 1 to 390 and encodes 129 amino acids. The transcript has a single exon. NCBI's taxonomy places the organism in Eukaryota, Fungi, Ascomycota, Eurotiomycetes, Chaetothyriales, Herpotrichiellaceae.